Zingiber officinale is the source of this 1947-nucleotide messenger RNA. RefSeq names its product cyclin-D3-2-like. The transcript has 7 exons. Gene Ontology annotation, cellular component: nucleus; cyclin-dependent protein kinase holoenzyme complex; cytoplasm. The coding region runs from base 70 to 822 and encodes 250 amino acids. Gene Ontology annotation, biological process: mitotic cell cycle phase transition; regulation of cyclin-dependent protein serine/threonine kinase activity. The record is from RefSeq and is a predicted model, not a curated record. Gene Ontology annotation, molecular function: cyclin-dependent protein serine/threonine kinase regulator activity. Lineage: Eukaryota; Viridiplantae; Streptophyta; Magnoliopsida; Zingiberales; Zingiberaceae.
CACGAACACUUGCUGUUUUGUCAAGAGGAGAACUUGGAGGAGUUUAGCGAAGAAGAAUUUGAGCAAUCUAUGCCAGCGACGCUUCUUUCGACACCCUGUGAGUCUGAGCGCCACCUUCUCUCGCCGACGGAAGUUGAGCCCGAGGAGGAGUGGGCGGAGUUGCUCUACUCUCUCUUGUCCAAAGAAUGGGAAUUUCUCCCGAAACUCUUUCCCGAUGGCGGCGAUUUUUCUUACCUCCAAUCGGCGAGGACGGUUGCGGUGGAGUGGGUCGCGCGGGCUGCGCGACGGCACGGCUUCUCCGCCGUCACUGCGCUUCUGGCCGUGAACUACCUCGAUCGGUGCUUCCUGCCCUGCAACGCCCGGGGAGAGCUGCUCCGCCUCCAGGACGACAAGCCAUGGAUGGGGCGACUCGCGGCCGUGGCGUGCCUCUCAUUGGCGACGAAGGUGGAGGAGACGCGUGUCCCUCUCUCCGUCGACCUCCAGAUGCCUGAGACCCCAGAAGACGGCGGAUUCGUGUUCGAGCCCAAGACCGUCCGACGGAUGGAGCUCCUGGUGCUCUUCGCUCUCCGAUGGAGGAUGAACCCCGCCACUCCCCUCUCCUUCCUCCACCAUUUCUUCCCUCGACUCCAUUCGAAGGCUAAAUCUGUCGGAACUGACGCCGGCGCUGUCCACCGCAUCCACGCGCUGUUGAGGAAGAAAAGGUGGAUGAAUGCCACCAGGUCACUACUAGGACCACAAUCUGUUCAACACAACUUGAUAAACUUGCGGGAAACCAGUUCUUCGAACUACAGUGCCUUCUUUCUACACAUUUCGCAUACAUAAGGCUAAGAAGCAUGUCUCAGAAGCUGUCAAUAAGGCAGCUCUCAGGUUCUGUUCUUCUGGCAAUUGUGCUCCCAAUUUGCAGGUUAUAGUUAUUGAAUAUAUCCACCAGAUCUAGAUCAACAGAAGAAGAGCACUGAAUGCUUCUAGUACGAAUAAUAUAGUUAUGCUCGAGAAUGCUGGUUGAAGGCUCUUGUGUUAUCAGUUUAAAAAAUUAAGUGUCUGAUUUUUCUGUACAGAAGCUUAUCUAAUUCUAUAGAUGGAGAUGACCUCAUGAAAUGAGAAGGUUCAUUGUACAAGGUCAGGUAUAGUUGGCUUGGAUAUCCAACAAAGCACUGCAACAAUAUAAUGGGACUCGACAUAACUGUCCAUCUCAGCUGAUGAGGAAAAUGAAUACCUCCAUAGAAUGGGGGUCCUCUGAGCAUCAAGUCCAGGCUGGGGUGGAACUCUUGGACUUGCUAAAAGUCUUGUAAAGAAAGUUGUGAGACUAGAUGUUCCUGUUGACAAGUAUCCAAGUUACAACUUUGUUGGCCGUUUACUAGGACCACGUGGGAACUCCUUAAAAAGAGUUGAAGCUUCAACUUAAUGCAGGGUUUAUAUACGAGGUCAAGGUUUAGUGAAGGAUUCUAUAAUGGAAGAAAGCUUAUGGGAUAAAUCUGGAUAUGAACACUUAAAUGAACCAUUGCAUAUACUAUUAGAGGCAGAAUUUACACCAGACAUAAUUGAUGCUCGCUUAAACCAAGCUGUUGCUACCCUUGAAGAUCUUCUGAAGCCUGUGGUAACAAAAACUUUCACCCGGGUUGCAUCCUCCUCGUUGUUCUACAAGAUGUCGACGCGAACGUUAUUAUCGAAACAUAGUCACUAUUUAAACUCCAAAUCUUGCAGGAUGAGUCAAUGGACUACUACAAGAAGCAACAACUCAGGGAGUUGGCCAUACUCAACGACACGUUGAGGGAAGAGAGUCCAUAAAUGAGCCACAAAUGUUCAGGGAGUUGGCCCACAGGAAACAGUUGUAAAUGAAGUUUAUUUUGUUUAUUUGUAUUGAGAUCAAUUUUAUUUGAAUAUGAGACAUGUUUCUUCUUUUAUGAUUAUAAUUCUUGUGUAAGUAACAUUUUGAAUGAUAUUGAU